UGAGAAGGCGAGAAAGAGAGGAUCCGCCCGGUGGUGACUAAAGACGUUUCAGCCGCAUGGUUAUUUAGCGCUGGCUUGCCGAUGGGGCGGAGCUGAGGGACCAAAGGAGAAAAAUGGCGACUCUCGUGUUAGAUAACGGCGCCUACAAUGCCAAGAUCGGAUACAGUCACGCUCAUGUCAGUGUUAUUCCGAACUGUCAGUUUAGAUCAAAGACUGCUCGUCUGAAAACAUUUACAGCUAACCAACUGGAUGAAAUUAAAGAUCCAUCUGGACUUUUUUAUAUACUCCCGUUCCAGAAGGGCUACUUGGUAAACUGGGAUGUUCAAAGACAAGUGUGGGACUAUCUUUAUGGAAAAGAAAUGUAUCAGGUAGAUUUUGUAGAUACCAAUAUCAUCAUCACAGAACCUUAUUUCAACUUCAGCUCAAUACAAGAGUCCAUGAACGAAAUAUUGUUUGAAGAAUACCAAUUCCAAGCAGUUCUCAGAGUAAAUGCUGGGGCUCUCAGUGCCCAUAGAUACUUCCGGGAUAACCCAUCAGAACUGUGUUGCAUCAUUGUAGACAGUGGGUAUUCUUUUACACACAUUGUACCUUACUGCAGGAGUAAAAAGAAGAAGGAGGCCAUUAUAAGGAUUAACGUGGGAGGAAAGCUCUUAACCAAUCAUCUAAAGGAGAUAAUCUCUUACAGGCAACUCCAUGUUAUGGAUGAAACCCAUGUGAUUAACCAAGUGAAAGAAGAUGUAUGUUAUGUUUCCCAAGACUUUUUCAAGGAUAUGGAGACUGCCAAAUUGAAGGGGGAAGAAAAUACAGUAAUGUUGGACUAUGUUUUACCAGACUUCAGCACAAUAAAAAAAGGGUUUUGUAAGCCAAGGGAAGAAAUGGUGUUAAGUGGAAAAUACAAAACUGGUGAACAAAUACUUCGUCUUACAAAUGAGCGAUUUGCUGUUCCAGAGAUACUCUUCCAUCCUUCAGAUAUUGGUAUUCAAGAAAUGGGAAUUCCUGAAGCCAUUGUUUAUUCAAUUCAGAACUUGCCGGAAGAAAUGCAACCACAUUUCUUUAAGAAUAUUGUUUUAACUGGUGGAAAUACACAUCUCCCCGGCUUCAGGGAUCGUGUUUACUCUGAGGUCCGAUGCCUCACUCCCACUGACUACGAUGUUUCUGUUGUUCUGCCAGAGAACCCUAUUACUUAUUCCUGGGAAGGUGGAAAGCUGAUUUCUGAAAAUGACGAUUUUGAAGAUAUGGUAGUAACCAGAGAAGACUAUGAAGAAAAUGGACAUAGCAUAUGUGAAGAGAAAUUUGAUAUUUAAAUGGUUCACAAGAUAUGGACAUUAUAUUGUAUAUGUUAAAGUUUUCUUAGAUUGGAACCCUGAUGUAGUUUUUUUUUAAAGAAUGAAACUGUACGGUCAAUUAAUAUAUAUGUAAGGUUUUACUCAUUUUUAUAUACAUGUAGCUUGUUGGGUUUUUUCCUUCAUAUUCUUUGCCACUCAAAUGCUGGUAGAAACUGAAAUCUGGAUGCAAAUGGCUGAACUGAAAAUAUAUCCAUAAAAGUACAUUUCUUCAAUUAAAAAUAUGCUAUAUUAUUUAGUAGGAAAUGAAAUAAAACAUUUGAAUCCAAUGUU
Messenger RNA from Podarcis muralis (Common wall lizard), 1616 nucleotides. RefSeq names its product actin related protein 6 (gene ACTR6). The record is from RefSeq and is a predicted model, not a curated record. Lineage: Eukaryota; Metazoa; Chordata; Lepidosauria; Squamata; Lacertidae.